AUGCCUCGCACCAGAGCAAAUCAGCGUAGCCAAACAGCCCAGUCACGCACGGCACCGGCGGCGUCACGGCGAGGCCGUUCUUCCGUCGCACCAGUCAAGAAGUCGAUCGCGUGCUCUAGAUGUCAUGCACAAAAGAGUCGGUGUUCCGGAGGGACGCCGUGUGCGAAGUGCCUAUCGGCAGGGUACGGCGAACAGUGCCAAUAUGUUUCCCGAGAUCGCAUGGUCCGGGUAAGCGAGAGUUACCUAGAGCAACUACAUCGCGACAGCCAAGAGCUUCACAACGACCGCGUUCCAGCACAAAACCAGCACACUCCAGCGCGUGCUGCUCCACAAACUCAAUCGAGUGAACCUGUCGCAAGCUUACAGUCUAAUAUUUUUUCGGAGAAAUUCCCCUCCUCUACCAAAGCAGACUCGGUCUUACCUAUACAUAUUGGCGAGACAGCCGCUACAGUAUUCGCUGCGCGAGUGUGCCAGUGCGUUGGCGGCUCGGAAACCUCGACGCACUCUCUUCGGUGGAACUAUGUCGACGAGGCAGAUCUUGCGAUUCUUCUCAAGGAAGACACACCAUGGCCGAGCCUGGCGCAAGCUAGACUUUUGGUACAGACGGCACUCACACAUGUGAACCCAGCAUUUCAUCUUGCGCUACGGAAAGAUACAUUGCACCUGCUAAAUGACGUGUACAAAAAGAGGAGUUUUAGCAACGUUGGUAUAAAAAGCAAAUAUUUUGCGCUCUUUGCGCUUGGGAGAUUAUAUUCCACGUCUCCCUAUUCUGGAGACUCGGCCAUACCGGGUUCGGCGUAUUUUGCUCAGGCUUUGAGCUUGAUGCACAUCCCGCCUGAGCGACCGAGCAUAAUGCAUUUAGAGGCAAUGCUAUCCGUGGCUUUAUUUUACCAAUACCUGAACCGGUUUCACUCCGCAUAUUCCCUAGUAGGAAACGCCUUGCGACUCGCACUAAGCUUCCGCUUGAACUACAAUACAUCCAACGGCAGCUUGAGCGCGGUGAAUCGAGAGCACCGUGUGCGCUUAUGGUGGUCAAUCUACAUUAUGGACCGCUUCUGGGGUCUCCGUUCUGGUCUGCCAGUACAGGUCAGCGACGACGAUAUUCACGUCAGCUUGCCCAAGACUCCCGCCGGUGACAUGCAAAGAGAGCAGUUCUUGGACCCGGCGCUGCAAAUUGCUGGCAUUGGACUGGCGCGAUUGGCCGGUACUAUCUCGCAAGACUUGUAUGGGCCGAAGAAAAAAGACGAAAACUUUAUGCAACGAGAACAAAAGCUUUUGGCCCUUUCCCAGCAGUGGGUAGAAGCGCUGCCCGGGCACCUGAGACUCCUUUCAUUCGGACCUAGCCCGAAAACUAUUACUGUGAUGCAUCUACAAUUAAACUACUGCAUCAUGCUUGCUAUCAGCCCGGCGUUGCUUCAUAUGCUGUCGAGCAAAGCAGAAACGGGCUCUGAUGCAUUCCAUACAUCACCAGCUAUAUCGAAAAUUCGGGAGGUCUGCGUUCAUACUGCUAAACAUUCUUUCGCCCUAUGCGUAGAAGCUUGGACCAGUGGAUCGAUCGGCAUGUUUAGCUACGAUUUUCCUGGCUUUCUCUUUACUGCGGCGUUGGCUCUCCUCGUCUCUGCCUACAUCCAGAAAGAGACAAUUGUGGGUAUUACUGCCAUUGACACUGUGAACGAAGUGCUGCAAAAGCUCGCAGAUUCUGGCAAUCUGUCUGCUCGGGAUUUCUUAGACCACCUCAACUUUGUCAUCAAGUGUUUCGAGGAAGCCAGCAUUAAGUCGUCGAGACCGGCCGCUGAACUAGCCCUCCAGCAAGAUGACGACGUGUCUGUGUCUCUGUCGAGACCUGCCUCUGAUUCUUUGCGACCUUCACAUGAAGUUUGCAAUGAUGGAUUUGAUGUUUUCGGAAACAUUGCCUCCACGUUCUUAGAUGCGGGCGCGAUUGCGACGCAGUCGGGUUUCAACCAGGCUAGUAUGCAGGACUUCCUUGCCCAAGCUGACACAAGUCUCACACAUGAUGGCUCAACGUUUCUCGACGACCCAAUGUUAUCAUUUUGGUGGCUUGAUAAACCUUUAUAUAUCGAAUAA
Messenger RNA from Akanthomyces muscarius, 2085 nucleotides. RefSeq lists its product as uncharacterized. The transcript is spliced from 5 exons. Gene Ontology annotation, biological process: positive regulation of transcription by RNA polymerase II; DNA-templated transcription. Bases 1 to 2085 code for a protein of 694 amino acids. Gene Ontology annotation, cellular component: nucleus. Lineage: Eukaryota; Fungi; Ascomycota; Sordariomycetes; Hypocreales; Cordycipitaceae. The record is from RefSeq and is a predicted model, not a curated record. Gene Ontology annotation, molecular function: zinc ion binding; DNA-binding transcription factor activity, RNA polymerase II-specific; sequence-specific DNA binding.